Messenger RNA from Cucurbita pepo subsp. pepo (vegetable marrow), 1068 nucleotides. Its product is annotated as ran-binding protein 1 homolog a. Gene Ontology annotation, biological process: nucleocytoplasmic transport. Gene Ontology annotation, cellular component: nuclear pore; cytoplasm. The record is from RefSeq and is a predicted model, not a curated record. Gene Ontology annotation, molecular function: GTPase activator activity. Lineage: Eukaryota; Viridiplantae; Streptophyta; Magnoliopsida; Cucurbitales; Cucurbitaceae.
UAAGUAAGGGUUGAUGUUCAUAUUUUCACUCAUUUUUCCACUUCCUUCUCCCACAUAUAUAAGCCCUAGUUUCUCCGCCCGCAACCCAAUUCCGAUCCGUUUUUUCGUCGUUCUUCUACGUUCUUAAUCAAACCCUAAACCCUCUCCCAUGGCGAGUUCCGAUACCGAACGCAGAGAUGAUGAGGACGCUCCGGCCGCAGAGGAUGAAGACACUGGAGCUCAAGUCGCCCCAAUCGUCAAGUUGGAAGCGGUAGCCGUCACUACUGGUGAAGAAAACGAGGACGUUAUUCUUGAUCUAAAGUCCAAACUCUACCGAUUUGAUAAAGAAGGAAACCAAUGGAAGGAGAGAGGUGCUGGUACUGUUAAGUUUUUGAAACACAAGGAGACUGGCAAGGUUCGUCUUGUUAUGAGGCAGUCUAAGACCCUCAAGAUCUGCGCUAACCAUCUUGUUCUUCCAUCAAUGUCGGUUCAAGAACACGCUGGUAAUGAUAAGUCUUGUGUGUGGCAUGCGCCUGACUAUGCGGAUGGUGAAUUGAAAGAUGAGCUGUUUUGCAUCAGAUUCCCAUAUAUUGAGAACUGCAAAACCUUCAUGGAGACAUUCCAAGAAGUUGCAGAGUCCCAAACCAAGAAAGAGGAGAAUGAAGAUGCAUCUGCAGCAGCUGAUCAACUUGAAAAAUUAAAGGUUGAAGACAAAAAGAAGGAAGGUGAAGAUAAAGCGGGAGACAAAGCUGAAGAUAAAGCUGCAGAGAAAGAGUAAUUAGGAGGCUGUUUCCCCUGUGUGAGAUACUAGAAGAAGAAGAAGAUACACAAUACCCUAAGAAAAAGAUGGAAGAGGUUUUGUUGAGUUAUGAUGCCCUUGCUUAAUUAUCUAAUGAUAUCAAGUUUUGGGCUUCUGACUUACAUUUGCAUUAUUACUAUUUAAGUUUUUUUCUUUCUUAAAAAAAUAAUGUCUGUGUUUUGUUCUUCUCGUGCGACCAUAGUUCAACUGUCAUAAAACAUAUGUUAUGUGUUAUCUUUGAUGAAGAGGUUAGCAUCGAGACAUAGCUUCAUACUCAUAUUUUUAGGAAA